AGUACUAAAAUGUUUUUAAAUUCACGUGGAGCAGAAAUUUUGUUGGAGUUAUAAAUACGUUCGGUUCGGUUUGGUUUGGUUGAUGUUUAAACGUGUCGUUGUGGCGCCAAUGCCCAUGCAUGUUUACUAUCGUUUAUCGAUACACCGCGUACACGGCAACCGUGUGUGACCAAAUCAAGCACACAAUCGUUGACCAACACUGACUGCACAGCAGACAACAACAAAAGCAACUGCAGCAACACCGACGUGCGUGUUCCUGUGUGUGUGUGCGUGUGAGAUUGGAAGACAAUGGCUGCAGCUGCGGAUCUGGUUGUUCCUACCCUUGCCAUUCGCUCUAGCGUGGCUGUGGAAGUGUGGUCCUCGGCGGGUUCCAAGCAGCCCUUCGAGCCCAAGCCCCACUUGCCACGCGAGGAGACGAAGAGCUCACGCUCGAUCUGCUUCAGCCCCGACGGCCGGUACUUCGCCUACUCCAACGGCCAGGAAGUCAAGGUGCUCCAGGCCAGCCGGGACAGCGCAGCCAGCUGGCCGGCCAAGUGCGUCCUGCCCAGGCCGAAGGCCUUCUACCUCCAAUUCUCGCCACGUGGCAGCUACCUGUGCACCUGGGAGCACUAUGCCAUCACUAAGGACCGGCCGGAGGGGUCGCCCAAUCUGCUCGUCUACGAUGUGGCCACCGGCGUCGAAGUGUUCGCUAUCGUCCAGAAGAACCAAACGGACUGGCAGCCCUCCUGGUCGGCGGACGAGUCCAUCUUCGCUCUGGUAGUCGGCGGCGAGGCACUGUUCUAUGACCUCGGCGAGGGAGCGGAGAAGGGAUUUGCCUCCACAUCACGCAAGAUAGGAGGCAGUCGGGGCGGUAUGCUGUCGCUGGGUCCCGGUAACUGUCCCCCAUUCCUUGCCUUCUACACGCCGGGCGCCAAGGGCGCCCCGUCCAUGUGCAAGCUCUACAAGUAUCCGGCGCUUGGACAGAACCAGACCGUAGCCUGCAAGAGCUUCUUUCAGGCGGAUCGCGUCGAGAUGUUGUGGAACAAGCGGGGCAGCGGACUGCUCCUCCUAACCAGCACGGAAGUGGAUAAGAGCGGUGCCUCUUACUACGGCAACCAGGCGGUGCACUUCAUGGCCACCAAGGGCGACACCUGCUCAGUGCCCCUGUCUAAGGAGGGACCGGUGCACUGCGUCAAGUGGAGUCCUAAAGCAACCGAGUUUGUAGUCGUAUACGGCUUCAUGCCCUCCAAGGCGGCUCUCUACAACCUCAAGUGCGAUGUGGUCUUUGACUUUGGUGAGGGACCACGGAACUGUGCCUACUUCAAUCCGUUCGGCAACCUCAUAGUUCUCGCCGGCUUCGGCAAUCUGCCUGGAGCUGUCGAGGUGUGGGAUGUGGCCAAACGCGAGAAGCUAGCUAACCUCAAGUGCGCCGACACCACGGUCUUUGAGUGGCAUCCCAAUGGCGAGUGGUUCGUCACGGCCACCACGGCACCCAGGCUCCGUAUAAGCAACGGGUUCAAGGUGUACCACUACUCCGGGGCCCUGCUCCACGAGACCAUGUGGCCACAGGGUCAGGAAUUGCUGGGAAUUGAGUGGCAGCAGUUUGCGGAUAAGACGUUCAGCGAACCCAAGAUUACCAAGGCCAAGCACGAGGGCAUCAAGUCCAGCCAGCCAGAGGCCAGCAAAAAGGCUUACACACCGCCCCAUCUGCGCUUGUUGAAGGAGGGCAAGAAUCCGGAAAAGUAUCUGCCCCAGCCGAGUAUUCCCGGACUAGCCCCGGCGGCAGCAGCAGCAGGUGGUGCCAAUGGGAACAAGAGGAACAACAAGAACAAGCAGCGAAGCGCUAGAAAGGAUGUCAACGUUGUAAAUGGCGGCGAUGCGGAUUCUGUCCCGACUGAGAUGACCGAACAAGGUGCUCCGGUUGCUCGUCAGUCGCCCGUUUUCGUGGCUGCAGAGGAGCGGAGGCAGCCGCCCACUCCCAAACAGAAAUACCAGCCGGAUAACGCUGCCGAUCAGCCACAGAUUCCCCAUGGACAGGGACAGCCCAACGGCCAGAACAUCAGCGAUAAGGAGCGCAAGAUUCGCAGCGUCGCAAAGAAGUUGUCGGACAUAAAAAAGCUGAAGGUUCGACGCAGCCAGGGCGAGAACCUAGAGCUGAACCAACUAAACAAGAUUAAGAUGGAAGCACAGUACCUGGAUGAGCUUAAGGCUCUUAAGCAGUCUGCCUAGGAAGACGUUGAUGGCGCUGGCGAUGACGGCGGCGGCGAAAAGUCUGAGAGUUGCGAGAAGUAAUUGCUCUUGUGAUACACCAACUCUUCUCAGCUCCACUUCACUCUAUUUUCACCUCCUGUCCGUCCCCUUCCUGCUGUUUUACGCUCAGUUUGUGGCCCAUUUGCCGCAAUAAGUUUCAAGUUAAAACAUUUUUCUACUAUUGUGAUUUCCUAACUAUUUUCGGCAAAACGUACAGUAACUCCCGUAAACAACAAAUUUAUGUACCAAAUUGUGCUACCAAGUAAUAAAGAUGUUUCCACCAAGAUCCACGGAUUACUGCUCCCAA
Messenger RNA from Drosophila teissieri, 2536 nucleotides. RefSeq names its product eukaryotic translation initiation factor 2A (gene eIF2A). The record is from RefSeq and is a predicted model, not a curated record. Gene Ontology annotation, biological process: translational initiation. The transcript has 4 exons. Gene Ontology annotation, molecular function: ribosome binding; protein binding; translation initiation factor activity. Bases 289 to 2208 code for a protein of 639 amino acids. Lineage: Eukaryota; Metazoa; Arthropoda; Insecta; Diptera; Drosophilidae. Gene Ontology annotation, cellular component: cytosolic small ribosomal subunit.